Messenger RNA from Eublepharis macularius, 1136 nucleotides. RefSeq names its product clathrin light chain A (gene CLTA). The transcript has 6 exons. Bases 170 to 853 code for a protein of 227 amino acids. Lineage: Eukaryota; Metazoa; Chordata; Lepidosauria; Squamata; Eublepharidae. Gene Ontology annotation, biological process: intracellular protein transport; clathrin coat assembly; clathrin-dependent endocytosis. The record is from RefSeq and is a predicted model, not a curated record. Gene Ontology annotation, molecular function: clathrin heavy chain binding; structural molecule activity. Gene Ontology annotation, cellular component: clathrin coat of trans-Golgi network vesicle; plasma membrane; clathrin coat of coated pit.
GCCGAGCGCUUUCCGGGGCCGUGAGGGGAAAAGCUCGACGUGCCGCGAGAGCCGCUGGCCGAGGCCGGAAGUCGCCGCUGCUUGGGUGCCCGUUGCACGGCUGGUUCCGCCUCGCCUCCUCCGCCCGCGGCCGUUGCUUCGGUUGACCCCGCCCUCUUCCCUCGCGCCCAUGGCCGAGUUCGAUCUCUUCGGCGCGCCUCAGCCGGCGGGCAACGGCGCGCUGGGCGGCGGCGGCGGCGGCGAGGAGGACCCGGCCGCCGCCUUCCUGGCCCAGCAGGAGAACGAGAUCGCCGGCAUCGAGAACGACGAAGGCUACAACAUCCUGGAGAACGGCGAGGUGCCGGCCGGGCUGCAGGGCCCCGAGGGGGUCUCCGCGGAUGCAGUUGAUGGAGUGACAAAUGGUGAUAUCUACCAGGAGAGCAAUGGUCCAACGGACUGCUAUGCUGCUAUUUCACAUGCCGAUCGUCUACAAACAGAACCGGAGAGCAUCCGCAAAUGGAGAGAAGAACAACUGGAGCGCCUAGAAGUUCUCGAUGCAAACUCUCGAAAACAAGAAGCAGAAUGGAAAGAGAAGGCAAUAAAAGAAUUAGAGGAAUGGUAUGCGAGACAAGAUGAACAGCUACAGAAAACAAAAGCUAACAAUAGCACAAACAUAAACCAUCCUUGCUACAGCCUAGAACAGGCAGCUGAAGAAGCCUUUGUGAAUGAUGUGGAUGAAUCCUCCCCGGGCACCGAGUGGGAACGUGUGGCUCGGCUCUGUGACUUUAAUCCCAAGUCAAGCAAGCAGGCGAAGGACGUGUCCCGCAUGCGCUCCGUGUUGAUUUCGCUGAAGCAGGCUCCAUUGGUUCGCUGAAAGGGAAGAUAAAAGCACAUGCGACACUACAAAUGCAAUACCUUUACUCAGAGAAGCUGUGUUUGCAGUAAUUCGAUUAAUUAUGUUUCAAUGUUCUUUUGGACCAAACCUCAUGAUGUAUUUAGAGUUUGAUCAUUGUUUUGUGAUUGCAUGUUCUUCUCUCCAAACGAGUCCUUCCAGUGUUCCAACUGAGAGGAAACUUCCAGAAGUGUAAUCUCAGUGUACUCAUGCAUUGAGAUUUCAUUUUCAGCUGUAAUGAUAUUAAAGGUCUGUUUAAACAGCU